This is a messenger RNA of Xenia sp. Carnegie-2017, 1968 nucleotides long. RefSeq names its product lysosome membrane protein 2-like. The record is from RefSeq and is a predicted model, not a curated record. Gene Ontology annotation, molecular function: scavenger receptor activity. Gene Ontology annotation, cellular component: lysosome; membrane; cytoplasm. Lineage: Eukaryota; Metazoa; Cnidaria; Anthozoa; Malacalcyonacea; Xeniidae.
UGGUCAUGGUCACAUGAUAUUCCCAAAUCUUCAUUCUUUGAUUUUGGCAAAAAAUUGUGUCGCUGCAUUUUAAAGUCCAAACCUCAGAAGAUACGUUUGACAAGAAAUUUACGAAAUAUGAAGAAAUGUUGCGCAUGUUGCGGAUCCAAGAUGAAAUAUUUUUGUACCAUAAUACUUCUACUAGUUGGAGGAAUAUUUAUUGCGUUGCCUUUCGUCACACGUGAUUACAUCGACAAAAUUAUCAAAACGAAAAUAGAUAAAAACGUAAAAAUUUCUCCUAGCUCUCAAAUCUACGACGAGUGGUUGAAACCAACAUUGCCAAUAUACUUGCAAUUUUACAUGUUUAGUAUAGUCAAUCCUUUAGAGGUUAUGAGAGGAGAUGUGCCGUUUGUUGUUCAAAAAGGACCCUAUUCAUAUCGUGAAAGUCGCUUAAAAUACAAUAUAAGUUGGGGCCAUGAUAAAGUGAACUAUAAUCAGAGAACACGUUAUAAAUUUGAUCCAAGUACGUCAUGUUCCACUUGUGAUCCUCACAUAGAUAUGGUAAGAUCCCUCAAUAUUCCAUAUAAUACCCUUGUGCAGAAAAUUCCACCUUCUUUAAGACAUCAUAAGCUGUUUGACAAGUUAGUUUCCACUUUUAUGUCUUACUUCAAAGAAGGUCUAUUUAUCAACAAAAGUGUCCACGAAGUGAUUUGGGGAUACAAUGAACCACUGUUUGAUGAUUAUGAUGAAUUUAGAAAAGAUCUUGAGAAAAUUUUUGGCAAGAAGUUAGUUGAUAAUUGGUUGCCCAAAGUACCAGCAAUUUUUGCAUUGCAGCAAAAUCCUAAUGUUGAUGGAUAUACAACUGUAAACACUGGUAGUAGUGAUGUUAACUUAGUUGGUCAGUAUGAACAGUGGAAGGGUAAUGAAGGUCAUCUUCAUAUAUGGAAAUCAGCAACUGCUAAUAUGAUUAAUGGUACAGAUGGAUCUCUUUACAAGCCUGCUUUAUCAAAGCAUGACAUUCUCUACAUUUUUAUUAUUCAGUUAUGUCGCUCAUUGAAUGUAAUCUAUCUUGAUAAGCAGACUGUUAAAGGAAUUAAUGGUUAUCGUUUUAGACCACCUAAAUAUUUGUUUGAAAGUGGAAACAUCAAUCCAAACAACAAAGGUUUUUGUACCCCUAAUUGUCUACCAUCAGGAUUAUUAAAUAUCAAUGGUUGUGUACCUUUCAAUGCACCCAUCAUUGUCUCAUCACCACAUUUUCUCCAUGGAAACAAAUCUUUAUUGCAGGAGGUUCAUGGAUUAAAACCUGUUGAAGAAAAACAUGACACCUUUUUAACUUUAGAGCCUCAUACUGGUAUUUUGUUACGAGCAUCAAAACGGAUCCAAUUUAAUAUUCAUGUAGUUCCACUUGCAGGUUUUAAAGAUUUGGAAAAUGUCAAAGCAGAACAUCCUAUUAUGUGGAUAAAUGAACAUGUUGAGAUAGAUUCUGCUAAUGCUGAAAAAUUGAAGAAAGAUGUUCUCAGAAAUAUUGAAAUAGUUAAAUGGGUUGGAUAUGGACUCAUUAUACUUGGUGGUAUCAUGGUUCUCAUUGCUUUCAUUUUGGUUCUUCGUUUAUGUUGUGCAUCAAAUGAUGGUAAGCAAAUGAAAUUAAUUGCAGAAAAUGGAGAAGGGGAUUUACAUGAUGAAAGUGGAUAUCCAAACUCUACAUUGAUCAAUGCAUCUACCUAGGGAAAUCAUAUCUUCUAUUAUUGAUUGAAGAGAAAAUUAAAAUAUUUUUGGGAUAGCAAAUGUUUCAUUUCACCUUUGUGAAAUGAGCUAGAUAAACAACUUACUUUUAAAUUCUUAAAGAUUUUAAAUAAAUAUAUAUAGUGAAUAAAUCAUGUCCCUUUCUUCUCUCUACACACAUAGGUAGGAUUAUCGAAUGGUAAUAUAAUUGUAUUACACAAAGUUUCAGCCUGAAUGUUAAGUUUUUAAAAUAUAUUUUGCAUUUUA